CAUUAUAUGACCAUUAUGCGUCAAGGCCUCUGCAGACUCCUGGUGGUGGUAGCCUGGAUUGGAGGGAUCUUACAUGCCACCAUGCAAAUAUUUUUUAUGAUUAAUCUGCCCUUCUGUGGCCCCAAUGUCAUUGACCACUUCAUGUGUGAUCUCUUCCCAUUGUUGAAACUUGCCUGCAGAGACACACAUAAGCUGGGCAUCAUAGUGGCCGCCAACAGUGGGGCCAUGUGCUUUCUCAUCUUUACCAUGCUCCUCAUCUCGUAUAUAGUUAUCCUGCGAUCCUUGAAGUCUCAUAGUUCUGAAGGGAGACGCAAAGCUCUUUCCACGUGUGGCUCUCACUUUACUGUGGUGGUUCUCUUCUUUGUCCCUUGCAUAUUUACUUACAUGCGCCCUGUGACCACCUACCCGGUGGACAAGCUGGUGACUGUGUUCUUUGCAAUUCUCACUCCCAUGUUAAAUCCCAUCAUUUACACAGCAAGAAACACUGAGGUGAAGAAUGCUAUGAAGAAUUUAUUGAAGAGGCAAGUCACUUACCCUGUUNUAAAAUGA
This is a messenger RNA of Mus pahari (shrew mouse), 549 nucleotides long. RefSeq names its product olfactory receptor 140-like. The record is from RefSeq and is a predicted model, not a curated record. The annotation marks the transcript as partial. The transcript has a single exon. Gene Ontology annotation, biological process: G protein-coupled receptor signaling pathway. Lineage: Eukaryota; Metazoa; Chordata; Mammalia; Rodentia; Muridae. Gene Ontology annotation, cellular component: membrane. Gene Ontology annotation, molecular function: olfactory receptor activity.